AGUCCUAACCCGCGGAUCUACAGCACUAGCUGGUCUCCGCUGCACUUCUUCACUUCUCGAGUUUUGACGCUUUUUAUGGGGGGUUACGGCUCGGUACUGGUGUGACCGUGUCUCACGUGACGGCGGUGUCACUUGGAUCCCAAGCACAAAACGUCGGGGGCGACAGGGAGCGGAUGACGUCCAAUCAUGAGACGUACCUGCUCAUGGCCAGCACGCAGAAUGACAUGGAGGACUGGGUUAAGACCAUCCGCAGGGUCAUAUGGGCCCCGUUCGGAGGAGGUAUUUUUGGUCAAAAGCUGGAGGAAACGGUGCGGUACGAGAGGCGGUAUGGGAAUAAGUUGGCACCCAUGCUGGUGGAGCAGUGUGUGGAUUUUAUCCGACGCUGGGGGCUGCAGGAGGAAGGUCUGUUCCGUCUCCCCGGGCAGGCCAACCUCGUCAAAGAGCUGCAGGACGCCUUCGACUGCGGAGAGAAACCUGCUUUCGACGGUAAUACAGACGUGCACACGGUGGCAUCUCUGCUGAAGCUCUACCUGAGGGAGCUUCCUGAGCCAGUGAUCCCUUUCUGCAAGUACGAUGAGUUCCUGGCCUGCACCAAGCUGUUCAGCAAGGACCAGGAAGCAGGAAUGAAGGAAUUAAGGAGGCAAGUGGAAAGUUUACCUCUAGUCAACUACAAUCUACUAAAAUACAUAUGCAGGUUCUUAGAUGAAGUGCAGUCGCACUCAGGAGUGAACAAGAUGACCGUGCAGAACCUCGCUACUGUCUUUGGUCCAAAUAUUCUGAGGCCCAAAGUGGAGGAUCCAGUAGCGAUAAUGGAAGGUGCAGUCCUGGUGCAGCAGCUCAUGGCUGCACUCAUCGGACACCACUCCUCGCUUUUCCCCCCGGACGAAGACAGUCCUGGUGCUCUUGAGAUGUGCAACAACAACAACGAUCCCCUGAAACGUUCCACCACAGGACAAUUGCAAAAUAAAGAGAAUAACAACACAUCUAGCGUGUGUCAGUGCACCUGGGAGGCACCUGAGUCUCCUGGACGGGUUUCUCUAGAUAACGGCUCACCUCGUUCGGGCAGCCCAAGAAAUGUUCCUACUGUGCCACGCUUCGAAGUCACCCGAAGCCCUCCUCUGACCAUAAAGAAGAACCCUGCGUUCAUCAAAGGCAGUGGAAUCGUCACUAACGGCUCCUUCAGCUCGUCCUCGUCGUCCUCUGCGGAGGAAAAGAGUCCGACCCUGGUGGGGACCGGUGCGCUACAGAUGCGUCGCACCGGCGCGCUCAGAACCCCGGGUACCAAGAUGGGCGUGCAGAAUGGUGGAGUGAGGAUGGGUGUGUGCAGCACGGACAUUGUUAACGGGACCCUCAAUAGCCGAAACGGACUUUGGUCUCCACCUGGAGGUGUGACGUUGCGGGAAGUCAAAGGGCGUGACGCAGAGCAGCAACAGAACCGCCUUUCGACAUAUGACAACGUUCACAUUCAGCAGACUCAGUGCCAACUGGGUCAGCCUUACAUGGGCAACACCUGCGAGGACAAGCAGAGUGUGGAUAGCGCCACCUGGUCCACAUCAUCCUGCGAGAUCUCGCUGCCAGACGUCUCUGUAUCCUGUCGUUCUUCCACUACUACUUGCCCAGAGCAGGAAUUUACAUUUGAGGACCCUUUGCUGGAUGAGGGAGAAAGAAGGAAUGCUAAUGCUAACACCAACUCCAAUGGCGGUGGUCGAAGCAGCAGGGGGACAAGUAGCAGUGAAAACAGUGAGGUGGCAUUUCCUGCGAGUGGACACAGUGCCCUCCACAGUCUGGUGGCUAGUCUGAAGCAGGAGAUGCUCAAACAGAAGAGUGACUAUGAUGCCAGGGUAAAGAGUCUGGAGCUGCGUAACAUCGAGCUGGAAGCUGAGAUGCUGAACCUUCAUGAGGAGCUGGAGCAGGAGCGCAAGAAGUACACCAUGGUAGAGAUCAAACUGCGUAAUGCAGAGCGUGCCAAAGACGACGCCGAGAAGCGCAACGAGAUGCUGCAGAAGGAGAUGGAGCAGUUCUUCUCCACCUUUGGAGAUCUGACCACUGAUCCUCGCAAGCCAGAAAGAGCCAACACCAUCUGGAUCCAAUGAGCACGACUGUACCCAGAACCAUAUAUCUGGACUUGGAAAUCCGGAAAUGUUGUAGGCUUCAAAUGUGACCAAACUGUCAGUACAGGAAGCCCACUGAGCCAAAAAUGUGAACACUGGACCAGCCGUGAUAAGACGGCGAGAUAAGAUUGUAACAGUAGGAGAACAGGUGAGGGAGCUGGAACUUACUAUUUGGAACUAAGAAGGGAGUCAGAGGUUCUUUGCAGGUGAUGUUUGAUCCCUGGAAAAAAAAUAACAGGGACAACUUGAGAAUGUUUCUUUACCCAAAGAAGGAAAUAAGAGAACUAUUGAAGAACGUGUUGCAUUGUGGGUUAGUGAGCUUUUUAAUAGACUAGAGCUUUACAUGAAGAAGAACCAAGAACAUCACAUCUUCAUCUGUGAUCCAACCAAAUCAUCAUGUCCUUGAUCUCAGUAUCCUUGUUCGGUGUCCUCGUGUACUCUGUGUACUGUAUAUAAAGCAAAGCAAUGCUGAAGAAUUUUGAAGCAAAACAGAUGUAUGUAUAAAAAGCCAACUGAAAUAUUUUAAUGUAUGUCUGAUAUUUAAAAUGAGGUUUAUUGACGUGUCACUUUUUUUUUUAUUUUUUUUUUUUUUAUAUAUAUAU
This is a messenger RNA of Tachysurus fulvidraco (yellow catfish), 2713 nucleotides long. It is a transcript of the gene arhgap24, whose product is annotated as Rho GTPase activating protein 24. The record is from RefSeq and is a predicted model, not a curated record. Lineage: Eukaryota; Metazoa; Chordata; Actinopteri; Siluriformes; Bagridae. Gene Ontology annotation, molecular function: GTPase activator activity. The coding region runs from base 174 to 2093 and encodes 639 amino acids. Gene Ontology annotation, biological process: negative regulation of ruffle assembly; negative regulation of Rac protein signal transduction; activation of GTPase activity. The transcript is spliced from 8 exons. Gene Ontology annotation, cellular component: focal adhesion.